AUGUCAUUCACAAACGUCUAUCAUGUGCGUCGGGUCGCGGAUACCUCUGCAAAAGCAUGCUUGGUUUGCUACAAACCAUCAGCCAGUGUGAUGAUCACGCCGGAUAACAAGGACUUCUUCUACGUGUGCCCCGCACAUUUGCAAGACAAGCAUUUCUGCUCUCCAAUCGUCCACACAGAGGGACAAGCAAAACGUCUCAGAGAAGAGGAAAUGGCCAAAGAGAUCGAAAAGGUCAAAAAGGAAUAUGAAGAAAAACAACGACGAAAGAAAGAGCGCGAGAAGGCGUCUAGCAAGGACAAUGAAGAGGAAAAAGACAAGGGCAAAGAUGAGCCCAAAAACAAAGAUAAAGAUGCAUCUCAGUCAAACACAAACGAUGAAAAAGAAAGAGAUGAUAAGGUUCGUGUCUUUCCACGGCCAAGGGAACCAAGCAAAAUACUUCGUAUGAACGUGUUAACUGAUUCUCCCUGCCAGAUCGCUUCUAUCCAGAAAGGCUCUGGGAAAGAGACAAAGCCAGAUGACUCACCUCGAAUUUUCUCUUUGCAUAAGAAUUUCUAUCAGAUGCGCAUCGACCGGCUGCGCAACAUUGAAAUGGCGAAACGCAACCAGGAAAGAUUAAGGCAGCCUUCACUGUUUCCCUCUGUGCCGUCGGGAAAUCCUUAG
Penicillium egyptiacum is the source of this 660-nucleotide messenger RNA. The record is from the annotation of a GenBank genome assembly. Lineage: Eukaryota; Fungi; Ascomycota; Eurotiomycetes; Eurotiales; Aspergillaceae.